Messenger RNA from Onthophagus taurus, 1074 nucleotides. RefSeq names its product TATA binding protein (gene Tbp). The record is from RefSeq and is a predicted model, not a curated record. Gene Ontology annotation, biological process: DNA-templated transcription initiation. Lineage: Eukaryota; Metazoa; Arthropoda; Insecta; Coleoptera; Scarabaeidae. Gene Ontology annotation, molecular function: DNA binding.
CACUAAUUUCAAAUUCAACAACAUAACCUAAAAAUUUUUUCUCACGAUUUCAUCGAUUAAAGUUAUUCAAAGCGAUAAAAAUGGAUAAUAUGUUACCCAGCCCGGGAUUUAGCAUCCCCAGCAUAGGAACUCCGUUGCAUCAACCCGAAGAGGACCAACAAAUCCUUCCCAAUGCUAUGCAACAACAGCAACAACACCACCAACAAAUGCCGCCUUUAACCCCCGUUUGCAUUGGGGGGAUGACACCUACGUUAGGGUUAGGAAUGGGAAUGAGUAUGAUUCCCCCCACAAAACACACUUAUGUGCCAGGAUUUGGUGCAUCACCAAGCAUAAUGCAACCUCAAACACCCCAACCAUCAGGAGCUUCUCCAAUGGUAAAUAUCGGUGGUUCAAGCAGUUCUGUACCUCCACCAAGCAUCGGGGCUGUUCCAGCCAGUCCUAUGACCCCAAUGACGCCUCAUUCAACCGAUCCGGGAAUAGUACCACAAUUACAGAAUAUCGUUUCAACUGUAAACUUAAACUGCAAACUUGAUCUAAAAAAAAUCGCUCUACACGCCCGUAACGCCGAGUAUAACCCAAAACGUUUCGCAGCUGUGAUAAUGCGUAUUCGAGAACCUCGAACGACCGCUUUAAUUUUUUCCUCGGGAAAAAUGGUUUGUACAGGAGCCAAAAGUGAGGAAGAUUCACGUUUGGCCGCUAGAAAAUAUGCAAGGAUCAUACAAAAGUUGGGUUUUCCCGCGAAAUUUUUAGACUUUAAGAUUCAAAAUAUGGUGGGAAGUUGCGAUGUUAAGUUUCCCAUCCGUUUGGAAGGAUUGGUUUUAACUCACGGUGCUUUCAGUUCGUACGAACCGGAAUUAUUUCCCGGUUUAAUUUAUCGUAUGGUGAAACCGAGGAUUGUUUUGUUGAUAUUCGUGUCGGGUAAGGUGGUGCUUACCGGGGCGAAGGUCCGACAGGAAAUUUAUGAAGCCUUUGAAAAUAUUUAUCCCAUUUUGAAGAGUUUCAAGAAACAGUGAGGUUAAAAACGAUUGUUUUAUUUAUUAUUAUGAUUUAGGUAGUUUUUUAGUUUUCAUAAAA